Messenger RNA from Stylophora pistillata, 645 nucleotides. Its product is annotated as fibroblast growth factor 2. Gene Ontology annotation, molecular function: growth factor activity. The record is from RefSeq and is a predicted model, not a curated record. NCBI's taxonomy places the organism in Eukaryota, Metazoa, Cnidaria, Anthozoa, Scleractinia, Pocilloporidae.
AAGCUUUUGCAAAGUUGUGAUCACAAACAGUCCACGCGUUUUACACGGUAACGAAAGUGAAACGCUAGCUCUUCCACCCAGCAGGAUCUCGACAACGUUUUCUCGAAGAAAUUUUUUUUAACUCAGAGCCUGUACGGUGACAGGUUAAUUUCCGUAUCUGAUAGCAUCAUGAGCGAGUUGUCAGUGAGUUAUUCACGUGAAACCCGUUUGAAAUGUCGGCAUGGUUUCUACCUUAAAGUGACAGAGAGCAGAGUCGAGGGAACACGAGAUAGUGAAGAUCGUUAUGCUACUCUCACCAUGGAAUCCGUUAAAACAGCUGAGGUGAUGCUUAGAGGAAACGCAUCAGGAAAUUACAUCGCGAUGAACGCCAAGGGAGAGAUGUACAGUACAAAUAGUCCAACCCGCCCGGAAUGCGUCUUCAAAGAGAUUUUUGAGACGAAGUACAAUUCUUACCAAUCAACGUUGAAUCCUGCCUGGUACUUAGCUCUGACAAAACAAGGCGAGGCGAAGUCUGGGCCUAAAACUAAACCCGGACAGAGGGCUGUUGGCUUUAUAGCUGAAUAACCAAUGGGACUGAAUACAAAGAAAGUUUAUAAGUACUUUGUAAUUCAUGUAAAACCAAUAAAAAGAUGUUUAUGAAAUGGA